Messenger RNA from Ostertagia ostertagi, 1302 nucleotides. NCBI's taxonomy places the organism in Eukaryota, Metazoa, Nematoda, Chromadorea, Rhabditida, Trichostrongylidae. The record is from the annotation of a GenBank genome assembly.
AUGAGCUCCGUACUGACGUCGGUUUCUACUUCUGCCUCUAAGUUCUCUGACAACUAUUCGUGCAAUGAAUCAACCUACUCGGAUCUACUGGAGCGCCUUGGAAAAGAGGAAAGUCUGCCUUCAUAUGUAAAAUUUAUUAUUGGUGUUUUGGUAGAUACUAAAGAGGAACUUUCUGAACUGAAUCGCCGCUGUAAUGCCAUUCUUGUUGAAAAUCAAGCUCUCAGGAAUGAAAACGAUUCCCUGAAAUCUCAACUAAGAAGUUUGCUGUCGACGGUUGAAGCGAGUGAUUCAAAAGCGGUCUGCUCCUGUCCUUCUCAAUCAAUUGGUGCUGAUGAUAGGAAGUCGCCGGAAGUCGAUACUGAUCUCAAGCGCUCGAUAGUCGUCGCGGGUGUUCCGGAAAGUCAACUGCCUGGCUCAGCGGACCGUGUUCGUCAUGAUCUUCACUGCGUGUCAACCCUCCUCAACUUUCUAGAUGUUGAAUGUCUCCCUUGUCAUGUUUUUCGUAUGGGUGUGAAGAGUAGCUCUCAGCCUAGGCUCCUUAAGGUCGUCCUUCCUAGUGGUCGGUUCCAAAGACAAGUGAUUAAAAGGGCUCCCCGACUACGGUUCUUCCCUCAUGGGAGGGUAUUCGUUCGUCCCUCUCUAACUAAGGAGGAGAGAACACGUAGACGAGAAGUCCGUCAAGCAGGUUCUGUUUGUCUCGACAGUUCUGUAGUAAAUGGAUCUGAACGAGUCAGUUCCGCUGAUAGGAGUGUGGUAGCAUUACUUCAUAAAAAUUAUGACCUGGUUCUGAUCACGGAAACCUGGCUUCAUUCUAAACACGACACAGAUCCCUUAUUAGGUAUUGUGAACUCCCAAUAUGACGUCUUGCGCUGUGACCGCCUUUAUAAGAAAGGAGGUGGUGUUCUGAUUUUAGUUCGAAAUUCCCUCUCUUAUAAUAUUGUUUACAAGGAUUCGUUGAAGGAUGCUUAUGAGAUUCUCGUUGUUGAUCUAUUCGUUUACCAGUCCAACUUCAGGUUGUUUUUAGUAUAUCGUACCCCUCUGUGCAACUCGCAAAACUCCGGUCUCCUGCUAAAAUUGAUUAAAAAGAAAAUUAUUGAAUCGAAGGACUCCACAAAGCUGUUUGCGUACAUAACUAAACGCCUCAAAAAUUCCAAAAGAAUGCCAGCACUACGCACAUCUGAUGAUAAUGUUGCUAGGCUUGAUGAAGAAAAGGCUGAGAUACUUGCCAAUUGGAUUGAUCUUCCUAUCUCGUUAAUGCGCGCCAUACGUAACCAGGCAUCAACUGUGCUCAAGCUGGUUGAA